Messenger RNA from Plasmodium inui San Antonio 1, 2349 nucleotides. Its product is annotated as ubiquitin thiolesterase. The transcript is spliced from 4 exons. The record is from RefSeq and is a predicted model, not a curated record. The coding region runs from base 1 to 2349 and encodes 782 amino acids. NCBI's taxonomy places the organism in Eukaryota, Apicomplexa, Aconoidasida, Haemosporida, Plasmodiidae.
AUGAAAAGGUAUACAGUAAAAAAAAAAAAAAAAAAAAAAAAAAAAAUCGCUACUUCAUCGGAAACGAAGAUAGACGACGAUGUAGAUCCCUCGGCUUCUCCACUGAACAGUGGUGAAUACAAGGGAAACUGUUUUAACCUAAAUUCGGAUGAUGAGAAGAUCGAAUUGUAUGCUGGUAUGGCUCAUCCCAGGGGAAAAACAGAAGCAGGCAAUUAUCCCUGUUUGGGUGGUCGGGCAGGCCAGAAGGUAAGAUCCAGGGUCAAAACGGGAGAACAUGGUCCAAGACACAGGGGUGAUAGUAGCGGAGAAAGCAGUGACCGUAGCAGCGCUAGCGGUUGUAGUAACAGCCAGGAGAGUGAGAAUCCAAAAGGCAUAGCGAACGCUCCCAAAGAGAAUCACAUCCGUGAUAAUUUCAUAAAACAGGAGGACCCCCAAAGGAAUAACACCGACGAGGUGUCACACAUAGGAAAGUCAAGCGGUCAACGAAUUAACCGGAACAGCACGUGCAAGAAGGCGGGAAGAAAAACUUCGGACGGUAAGAUCCGCAUGAAGGGUGAACACAUGAGCGAUAGCAUCUAUUCCUAUCAUAAGAACAGAGGAGACGGUGAUGCACAUGAUGAGAACGCCGCAGCUAGGGCAGGAAAUGGAACUUGCAAGGACACUGACAUCGAUGAGGCCAGCGAGGCACAGAUGAACGACAGGAGCAGGGCCCUGCUGCAGGAGAAUAUGAACAGCAUAAACAGCAUGAAUGUGAUGGGAUCGAACGAGAACGUGAUGGGGGAGGCGGCGAACAUAAUGGAAGUGUCAUCAAACGUGGGGGUCGCCAAUCUGAUGGUUCCAAAUGAUCGAGCCGGCAACGCCCAGAACAGCAACUCAAUCAACGACAGCAUCAUCAGUAGCAAUUCCCCCCUGGGCAGCGGCAGAAUCCAAGCGAACAGAAGAAGAAGAAAAAACAGGAAAGCCCAAAUUAUCAAAAAGUGUGGCGGACUGAAAGACAAAGAAAAACCCAUUUUGCCCUUUUAUGUCAUAUGCGACUAUCUAGAUUUUGUGGAGAGAAAAAUGUAUGUAAACAGAUUCCGAUUUAAAUUAUAUGACCCCAUUUAUCAGCUGGGGAAAUAUCGGAAUUGUGCAGGGGUUGUUCUGAAGAAAGAUUUGAAAAAAAGCUGUCUAAAUUAUAUCGACUCUAAUUUUCUAUUUUUAAAAAAGGAGUUAUGCAAAAUCGAUCUGGACAUUGACAUAAGAUGUCCAACCAAACAGAUCUUUAAGCAUGUCUGCUAUCGAAUGAAUGUGGACCCCACGCAUGUGCUGAUUUUCCCUUACCCCCCGCUAAAUAGCCCUAUAAAUUUUAACCCUUACAAUAUUGAUUCGUUCACCUCUAAUUCGGAUUCAGAUGGAGAGAAUUACCAAAAGAAUAGCAACUCGACAUAUGGACCCAUGCCAUUUGAAACGAUAAUAAAACAACUUUCCGUAGCGUUGGAACACAACUCACUCACGGAACAGAAAACCUUCUGUUUGUCUCUUCUUCCAUUUCAUUAUAAAUACUUCACGAGACUGUACCCGGAGGAUUCCCCCAAAUAUUUCCACUAUGUAGUUCACUUGUUUAACGCGAAUGUACAGUCUGUUGCGGCAUUUACAGGGCAUAUUAAGCUUAAGAAAAGCCUGCCUAAUAAGGAUAAAGGGGAGAAAAAUUACUUCCAAAGGGAUGUCGACUCCAGCAGUGAUGUCUCCGGAUCGUCCAGCUCGGACAGGUUCAGUAGCACCAUGGCGAACCGACACUAUUCGUCCGACAAUUACACAACAGUUCAAGAUUUAAUCGACAAAAUUAAGUUAGAAAUUAACCCCUACUUGAAAAAAAGAGGAAUAGAUGUCAAGCAGAAAUUUCGACUGUUGUUUACCUUCGGCCCCAAAAUUAAGUACCUCAGCCAUAAUGAGCAGCUGGUACAAAUGGAUUUCGUCAAGACGAACCAUAUCAAAAAUGUGUAUGUCACUCCGCUAAGGAUGGAGCCUGAUUUUACCGACGAGCAGAAACAUUUGAUAGAAACGGACCAGCUUAAGAUAAUUCACGUCUUCAAUCAGACACCUUCGAAGGAAGUUUUCGGCUACAGUUUUGACGUCCUCGUGCAUCCGAAUGACAACAUGCUGGACAUCAAAAACAGGAUAAGAAAAAGGACCCUCCUGCCCAAAUACAUAUUCGACAAAAUCACCUUCUUCGAGUUUGAGAACGGGCAGAGGAUUUGGAGGUCCAAUGACGACACCAUCAAUUGGAAGAACAAGCAGUUCGCGAUCAUUAUAGGAGAACACCAUGCCCCAUCCCAGUCGAAGCCCCAAAUGGGAAUGAAAAUAGCAUAA